This is a messenger RNA of Cladophialophora psammophila CBS 110553, 882 nucleotides long. RefSeq lists its product as uncharacterized. The transcript has a single exon. The coding region runs from base 1 to 882 and encodes 293 amino acids. NCBI's taxonomy places the organism in Eukaryota, Fungi, Ascomycota, Eurotiomycetes, Chaetothyriales, Herpotrichiellaceae. The record is from RefSeq and is a predicted model, not a curated record.
AUGCAGCAUGAGAAUGGACGCUCUGAGCAACUUGUCGUACGCAAGAGCAAUCCAACAGUGGCCGCCCCUUUUCUUGAGUUGCCUCACGAAUUCACCCUCCUGCAUUGCCUACAGGCAGCAGGAUUUCCAUGCCCUCGCCCAAUCGAUCUGGCGGUAUCACCAGGAGGCCUAGAUGAUACAUUCUAUACGAUGGAGCGGCUACCUGGUCGUAUUCCAGGAAGCUAUUUUGAACACGUAACCCUGCAAACAGAAGUAUUGCUGCGGCUCGCCGACGUGCUGGCUAAGCUUCAUAACACACCGUUGGAAAGUUAUCGGGACUUUAUCAAAGAUUGCGGGGUGGAGUCUGUCCUGAACGAGACAGUGGAACAGUGUUAUCAUCGCAAAAUGAAAGAGUUGCGAGAAUAUACCGGAAAAGUUGAGCAUUUGCCGUCCCCAUAUGUGACCUGGCUCUUCCGAUGGCUCGAGAACAAUAUCCCGAAAUGCACUAACAGCCCUGUUCUCUGCCAUGGGGACUUCAACUUCCACAAUGUUCUCAUAGGGGACGAUGACAGCGUUACUGGAGUGCUCGAUUGGGAAUGUGCAGAGUUUGGGGCUCCCGAGCAGGACUUGGCCUAUUUUCAAUCGCAUGUAUCUCGCCACAUGGAGUGGGACGACUUUGUGGAACACUACAACAAGUGCGGAGGUCGUAUGAUUGACCUAGAUUGGAUGAAGUUCUGCGCUCGCUAUAACACGCUUCGGAUUCUUCUCGCGUUGAUACGCAAGAUUCUGGACCUGCAGUUGGGGUUGAGCGACGACAUACGAUACUUGAUGAUUCAACUCGUUUUCGCUCCCCGUGUGAUGGAGCUUGGUAUGAACGACAUUCGAAAAGUUGUCGUCAAAUGA